This is a messenger RNA of Gongylonema pulchrum, 642 nucleotides long. NCBI's taxonomy places the organism in Eukaryota, Metazoa, Nematoda, Chromadorea, Rhabditida, Gongylonematidae. The record is from the annotation of a GenBank genome assembly.
UUCCAGGACCUUUACAAUGGCUCUACAGUACCACAUGAUAUUGCUGCAGCGGUAAAACACGAAAAGAUUGCGAUGCGAGCAGACAGCUGCAUUUACGCCGAUAUUGGUUUACAAGAACAAGUCCUCGAAAUGCUACUAUCUUUUCAUCCGUUCUAUCUGCGUCUGGGCCUCGAAACAGUCCUAUCACUCCAAAUCAAUACUGGAAUGGAUGGCACGAAUUAUUACAAAAUUUUGGCUUCGAUAGUUGCACAGAAUCUCUUCAGAAGUCCAAAAAUUAUGAAAGAUUCAAGAUAUGUGCAAGGACGAGCAAAGACUAUUGUUCGUAAGGAAGGUGCAAAAGCUCUUCAGCAACAUUUCCUCACCAAAAUAUGCCAGUUUUUGUUUAUUAUAAGCGAAGCAAGGAAUGACGAUGUAAUUUCACUGAAGCACCGAUGUCUCUUUGUUAAAUCUUCAUCUUACAAAAGUUUCACCGAUGUACUAGCGAUGUUGAGCCGAGAGCUGAUGACUGGUGCGAUCAAUUUGCCGAAGGUGCUUUCUCAUUUGGGCGUAACAUUGACAUUCAAACAAGGAUUCUUUGACGAAAUCGAUUAUCAUGUCAAAAAUUUAUCAAAAGAUCUGUGCGAUGGAAUAAUUCUUGGGUAA